Molecule: messenger RNA, 1320 nt
Organism: Ctenocephalides felis (cat flea)
Lineage: Eukaryota; Metazoa; Arthropoda; Insecta; Siphonaptera; Pulicidae
Exons: 1
Coding region: 1-1320 (439 amino acids)
Molecular function (GO): catalytic activity
Source: RefSeq, a predicted model, not a curated record
AUGACACGAAUACUUCAAGGAAACUUGAAUAGAUGUUCGCUUGCGCAGAACCUACUUUACCAGCGCGUAGCUGAGGACAAAAUUGACGUCUGCAUAAUCAGCGAACAAUACCAGAGCGCCCUUGUUAAAUCAUGGUACGUGGAUAAGACGAGUACAGCAGCUAUCUGGUUAGUGACUCGGAAGAUUAUUCCCGUAGAUACCGGAUCUGGGGAUGAUUAUGUCUGGAUAAAAACCCCUGAAAUGUAUAUCAUGAGCGUAUAUUUAUCUCCCAACGAAGGAAUCAGCGUGUUCCGCCAGAAGCUGACCAGCAUCGAGAACACCAUCUGUGGAUUUAAUGGCGAAGUCUUAAUAGCUGGAGACUUCAAUGCUAAGUCUGUGGAAUGGGGCGCAGAUUUCUCAGACACCAAAGGAAACGAAGUUACGGACAUGGCAGCGAGGCUCGAUCUUACAGUCCUGAAUAUUGGAGUGACGUCGACAUUUAGAAGACCUGGUUAUCGCGAGUCAAUUCUCGAUAUUACUCUGGCGACUCCAAAAAUUGCCAGCAGAAUCCAGGACUGGAAGGUCUCCGAGGAAUACACUGGAAGUGAUCAUCAAUCCAUCAUCUACUGGAUAGAAGAGACUACCCACCACGUACACCGAGAUUACGAAAGAUGCAGCUGGAAUACCAGGAAGUCGGACAUUGAUGCUCUACGAAAAUCCCUCACGCGGGGGUGGGUGACACUCGAAUCACAUCCGUUCCCAACUAACAGCAGCGAGACGGAAAACAUUGUAACAAAAACGAUGAAGAUUAUAACCGCAGCAUGCAAUGCUUCUAUGCCACGUCGUAAAACACAGGACUUGCGCCGGCCAGCAUAUUGGUGGACAUGCGAAAUCGCAGAGCUGAGAAAAAAAUGUCACCAACUCCGACGACGAGCAACAAGAGCUGCUAAGCACUCCCCAGCUCAGACCUACUACUCCAAUGAGUACAAGGCGGCCAAGAAGGAGCUCAAUAGAGCCAUCAAGUCCAGUAAAGGCAAGCUGUGGGCAGAAAUUUGCAACGACCUCAAUAACGAUGUCUGGGGCAAAGCCUACCAUAUAGUCGCAAAAGGAUUGGGUAGAACCUUACGAGAGCCGCCAAAAAGCCCGGCUAUGAUGAACCAGAUUGUUACUGAGCUCUUCCCAAACCACCCAGCGCGGAAGAAGAGUCGCUACAAGAACACCACCAAUGUGUUGCAGUUCACUGUUUCGGAACUGCAAACCGCAGCAAAAACCCUGAAACUAGGGAAAGCACCCGGCCCUGACGGUAUUCCAACACAAGUGAUUAAGCUCAUUGCACAGUAA